GCCAGCUCCAGCGCUACCGUUAGCGAGCAAAUAAGGGAGUAGCGAGUCAUUUUUACUGAGGAAAUUACGUGUUAAUAUCUCGACAUUACGCUAUUUUGCUGACUAGUUCUUCUGGGAAAAUGAAAUUACAGUUUUACCGUGACGACACUCCUCCUAGAAGAGAAAAUUCACUGUGUAAAGUCAGCUUUUUCACUUCGACCUCAGUAGCUGAACGGCUUUAGCGAGUCGGUUCGUCUUGACAAGCGAGAGGCUCAGCUGUCCGCCGCCGCCGUUGGUGCUUUCUUAGGCGAAGGGGGGCUGGUUUGGACAAAGCCAGUCAGAUGUUGGACGGUGAAAAAUAUCCUCGGCACUCGAACCUUUUUACACCGGGUUGCGAAGCUGCAUUGUCAAGCUGAUCAUCUGUCGUGAAAGUGCUAGCAAUAAGGGGAGGAGUAGGGUCUAUUUUUAAGAGGGCGAGAGUUUGGAUCUCGCACCGAGGGAAGGAGUAGGGGGUGUGCGGAGGAACAAGACCCGCAGAGAAGAAGGGACCUAGGCCGAAAAAGAUCUUGAUGCCAGUGAUGGCAAACGAGCCGAUCAUCCUAAAUGUCUAUGAUAUGCUUCGUUGAUCCAAGAAAUAAUCGGUAGAUUCAUCAAUGAAGACCAUAAUGGAUACUUGCAGCCCAAGUUAAUAAUAAGAAAUGGCAGUUUGUCAACAGAGAGAACUGAGUUUGUUUCACAAUGUUAAAUCUUACUGGAUCAAUGAGUUCACCAGCUCUCUGGGCAUCGGGGUGUUUCACUCAGGGAUUGAGAUCUAUGGAAGAGAGUUUGCCUAUGGCGGACACCCGUACCCAUUCUCAGGGAUCUUUGAGAUUACACCAGGUGAUGCAACCGAACUCGGCGAGACCUUUAAGUUUAAAGAAGCCAUAGUCCUGGGCAGCACGGACUUCACAGAGGAGGAUGUGGAGCGGAUCGUGGAGGAAAUGGGGAAGGAGUACAAAGGCAACGCCUACCACCUCAUGCACAAGAACUGCAACCACUUCUCCUCAGCACUGUCAGAGAUCCUGUGUGGCAGGGAGAUCCCUCGCUGGGUCAACCGCCUGGCCUACUUCAGCUCCUGCGUGCCAUUCCUCCAGAGCUGCCUGCCCAAAGAGUGGCUGACCCCGGCUGCCUUACAGUCCAGCGUCAGCCAGGAGCUCCACGGAGGAGGGGAGCUGGAGGAGGCCGAGGACGCCGCCGCCACAGCCUCCCUGGCCUCCAUGUCGCCGUGCUCGCCCUCAUCCUCCUCCAGCCCCUCCUCCUUGCCUCGUCAUUCCCGCCACCAGCCCCGGCGGUAGAAGGUGGAAAGUCUGCUGGGAAACUUAUGGCUGGACUUGCGGUCAGGAAACAGAAUAGCUGCGGCAGCUGAUGAGUCCAGCUACCGCCAAAUGUCCUGUCAGACUGUCCUUGAGCAAGGGACUGAACUGCGACCCGCUCUGGUUAAGAAUGUCAGCCAAAUCCCUGCAGUGAUCCGGAGCAGUGGAACGGUUUCUCCUCGCAGGAAGAAGGAGAUCUCGCCGCUGACAAAGGCAUGUUCCAUCAGCGAACAUUGCUGACAGAACACAACAUCCCAUCCAAAAUCCAAACUAUCUCCCCUCUAGUCUCUUUCAUUAUUUUACCAGCCAAAUCACAACGCAGAAUGGAAGCAGAGCCGUUUGUUUUCCUGCCACAGUGUUUCAUAAUUUAGGAACGUUCACCAGCCGCGUCCAGACUUUAGCAGCAGUUAUAAUUGUGGAUUGUGCUAAUCUCCACCUUGUUGUAGUGGAAACCAGAGCGAGGGGAUGGUGUGAAAGAAGUGCAGGUUCGGCUCACUGACUGCAAGCUACAAGAUUUAUUUUUUUUUUAAAAAUGUUUUGAGUGUCGUUGGAUCUUAGUCUGGAGAAAAUGCUUAAAAAUGGACGCCACACCCGUGUUUAUACGAAGUAAAAAGUUAAUACAUCAUCUUAAAACCUAAAUCAGCUCACAUAUGCAUUGUAAUUCAGACUGAGAUCAAAACGUGGAGUCAGUGCGCAAAUAUCUUCACGCCUAUAUGUGAUGUGCGUUUAAUUACAGUCUUAAGUUAUCUGCAGUCUGAAUAAACUUCGGAUCAUUAUCAUGUUUUUAAUCGCCGGUAUAAUUUGACUGCGGCUGAAAAACGUUUCCACUGCAGUCAGCUGGAGCUAAGAUGUUUUGAAUAUUUGGCUGGUAAACUUUUGAAAGCAGCACACGGAUUUUGGACUCGAAACACUUUGCCUCGAAAUGCUGUGUGUGCAUCAGGACCUCAGCCUUUUGUUCUUCUUUUACAAUCUUGUUACUAUAAUCAGCCUAAUUUUCCUCAAACGCCACACAGACACAAAUAAACUGAUCCCUAACGCACCCCGAAUGGGUUCAGUUCCAGGUAAUCUUUGCUUCCCAAGUCCCUCGCUUCUUCUUUGUCCCUUUUUGUCAGGUAUCUGUAGCAGCUCUUAAAAUCCUACCUGUCCAUCAUGGAAUAACCACACCUGAUACGAUAUAACUGAACUGGAUGAAGCAGAUUUUUAAAAAUGUAUCAGCCUGUAAAGUAAUAAUUACAAAAUGGCAGCAGCUAUUUCUUCACCGAUAUUAUAAUCUUGUUAUUUUUUAAAUUUAAGAAUUGGGUUGCAGGGCAGGCAAUGACUUAGAGGUCAGUGUAAACUUUUUGUUACCAAGAAGGCUCUGGGUUUAAAUCCCAGCGUACAAUAGAGUGAAUUCUUUCUUAGUAGCAACUGCCAAGGUGCCUUUGAGCAAGGUACUUAACCUACAAGUGUCCCAGCAGCCACCAGUAAGACUGUGGUUGUACUGGACUGCUCCCAGUUCUCAGUGUGUUCAUCUUUGUAACCGUGAAGCAAAAUGUUUCGUCUUCACCUGAGCAAGUCAAGUAAACGUUGAUGGACUCCAUGUCGGUUUGUAAUCAACACAAACAUCUGUGGCGGAAGGGGAACUGAGGAAGAGUGUGUCUUAAAUGUUAACCCGCUCUGACUGACCUGUGAUCAGCCGUGCACCCCUGACAGUCAGACUCCUCACAUCUGUGUCUACUUAGGGAUGACGCACGUCGGUGUUUAAUCUGGAGCAUCGCAAGCACAUUUUAAGUUUCAUUUCAAAAGAUUUAUACUUUUAUUUUAUUUUGGGGGAAAAAGUGAUUAAACUUAUAAUGUACUAUCAUUUUAAUCAUCUUGAACAACGGUUGAGCGUAAUUUUACAGGAAGAUGCUGCUUCUCCAAAUGAUGAGCACCUCAUUUAAAACUCUAUAUAUGCUGUUAGCAACACCACGUAUGCUGCAUAAUGUGUAUUGUCCCAAACAACAGCCAUGGAUGUGUUGAAAACAUAUUUCUCAGUUGAUUUCACUUGUUUUGCUGGAAGUCUGAGGACUGGACUACAAGCAGGAAAACAUGUUUGUUUGUUUGUUUGUUUGUUUUUUUAAAUCCUUUAUUGUAUUUCUAUGAUAUAUGGACUCUGGCCUUUUUGUCUGUUUUGUUUAUGUUUGAUAAACUCAGGACUCCAAAAGGCUUUGUAACAUAAUCCUUUAAACUUUUUUAUUCCACAUUUUAUGUUUGCAUUGUUGUUGCUUUUUCUAAUGCAGUAGUCACUCCAUAGAGCUUUUGAAGAACGCACUGUGGCGGUGCAGUUUUAUACUCGUCUCUUUGAUAAAGGAAAAAAAUGAGCUUUUGUUUACAACCUGGAUGUUUAUAUGUGAGUCUGUGCUGCUCUUUGUUUUCCUGUCUGUGCAUGAAUGUGUGAGUGUGUGUGCACACUCGUAUUAUAAAUAGUUAGUAUCAACAACAAGCUGCCAACUGGGCCACAUACAUUUCCAUAUCUCUCACACACACACACACACACACACACACACACACAGAUGAUCUGCAAAAGGGAUCCAUCUUCACAAAUGCAGCGGAUGUUUCCAAGGUAUUUUUUCAAAAACACUGCUGCAUCUUUAAGAGAUGGGAUUUCUCUACACGUGUAACUUUUUGUUCUCGAUCCUAAAUUUCGGAUAUUUUCAGUGACAUUAUUUUGGUGCAGUGACAGAAGCAGUGUUAAAGCAGGACCCACUGUAAAACAAUGACAUUUCUCACAAAACCAGCAUCCUUAUCUGACUAUGGAGUGAAAGGAUUCAACUCAACAACUGUGUUAUGAACUUAAUUUAAAUGUUACUUUUUUUGUAAAUCUGAGUAAGAAAACAUAAAACUUUAUUUUUAAUGCACUGACACAGACUGACACACACACUUCUACUGCUGUCAGCCUUCUGCCGGCUGGUAUUUGUACUGUUACUUGUCUGUGCUUCAACACACAGACGCUGAGGUUUCCCCUUAACCUUCAUAGCUUCUGAUAGUUUAUCCAUCGUCUGUUGACAAGUACAGAAUAUCUCACCAAAACACACCAGCUGAUACUGGAUUUACCAACAUAUGUAGCCUUUCAUUUCAAAAGGCUGAGGAUGAAAAAGUUCCAAUCGCAACAUUAAACGUCACAAAUCACCAUCACUGAGGCCAAAGAUCGCUACAGCGACACCAAUCCUUGCUCUCUCUUUUUCUUAACAGCCAUUUAAUCAUCACAACUUCUUUAAUGAAUGUCUCGUUUUGGAAUGAAACGAUCGUUCUUUGAGAAAAUGGAUAUUUGCACCACAUGUGUGAGCUAUGAAUGUAAAUUGGGAAACCUCAGUCAUUCAAACCCCAGAAGAAAAAAAAACUGACUUCAACUGUUUGAGUGAAUUUUCACAGAGACUUCAAUGGAGCCAAACAGAUUUGUACCGUGUCGGAAAGUUAUUAAA
Seriola dumerili (greater amberjack) is the source of this 4774-nucleotide messenger RNA. RefSeq names its product desumoylating isopeptidase 2 (gene desi2). Gene Ontology annotation, molecular function: deubiquitinase activity. The record is from RefSeq and is a predicted model, not a curated record. The coding region runs from base 678 to 1313 and encodes 211 amino acids. NCBI's taxonomy places the organism in Eukaryota, Metazoa, Chordata, Actinopteri, Carangiformes, Carangidae. The transcript has 6 exons. Gene Ontology annotation, biological process: protein deubiquitination.